AACUCCUCAGAACAUGCCCACGGGCCUCCACACUUACCACAAGGGCUUGACUCUGCCUCUCCUGAGAAGCUGCCUAGCACAAAGCCCUCACCAACAGGAUGUCCCAGAUAUUGAGAGACCAUUUAAUAACGCCAAAGAAACAAAGGGCGCGCCACACCCAAGUGGACGACAAAGAGAAGGCAGCACAGCAGAUCUUGCCGGAACAGUCACAGCCUGAAGCUUGGCCAGCAUCCCCGCCCAAAGCCUCAACCCGGUUCCCUCCCAGGUCCGACGCCUACCUGAUUGUAGGGCUGCAAAACGAGCUGACCAGAUGCGGAAUCUUGAAGAACAUGAGUGACUACGAGGAUUUCUGGAAACUGGUUCGGGAGGAAGCUCUUGGAGUAGAAACUGAGGAAAAACUCCAGAAGAUAAAACUUAAGUUGAUGAAUCCCAGGCCCUGGCGGUCAGCUGCUUCCAGGAGAAGGGACACCAGGAUGCUGGUGACCACUCGUCAGGACAAUGGGACACACCAGGGGACACAGGGCCAUCCAGGGAGGGCACAGGAAGCUGUGGAGGAUGGACCAGAGAAGGAGAGAAAAAAACGCGGCCGGCACCAACCUGGCUUGGAUCCACUCAAGCACCCAAGGGACACAGCGACUCUUCUGGAUCGGCUCACGAAAUGGAGAAAAAGAUGUCAACAGUGGGAAACUGCCUGGAAAUUGUAUCGAGGACUUGAGGAGAGCAAGAUUAUGUGUAAGACAAAGACGGAUUCCCAAAGCAAGACAUAUCUCAGCAGGUUGUAUCAGAUGUAUUUCACCUCCCUUGCUAACAUGGAAUUCUCCCGAAGACUGCUGGAGAGAGAUGGUCGCUUUGCAGAGAUGGAUGCUGAGCACAGAGCUAGAAGCCUGCUUGACUACAUGGUUCCCAGGGGCCAUACACAGGCAGAUGUUCCACCAAGAGAACCGGGGGAGGAGGACUCCCCGGCCCCUGGCCAGCGGCCUCGAGCAGGACCUGCCCUCCGAUUUUUGAAGUGCCAGAGCCCAGGAAGUCCACAGAGAAGUCCUCACUUGAAGACAGGAAGACACCAAGUGACCCUGUGUGGCAUGUGACAAGCUUUCGAACACAAGAGGAGCAAGCUUGCUCCUGCCAGGGUGACCCCAGACCCCAGAGCUACAGCACCCCUGACCCUUGCACACGUGGUCCAGACCCAUCCCGUGGUGGAGGCCAAGACAGCAAGUCGGUACUGGGUGAACUAUGUGGAUGAUGAAUAAGAAUUUUUUUUACAGUCAUUAGGCAAAAUCCAAACAGGAAAUGACAGCUUUCUUUUUCUUUGGUUCUGCAUUACUUCUCUGGUGAAGAAGCUUGUACCUGACAGGAGAUGCCUGGCACUUUGUCCUUUCAUUGUAAAGGUGGCAACGGCACCGUCGUGCAGAGCCCGAACUGUGAACUCAGAUGACGGGGACGGUCAGACAGACAGCACAGUGGGCAGGAGCAGGAAGCUGAAUGAGGCUUCAGCCCAUGGUUAUUCAUUCUGACUCGUGGUCCUUCUGCCUGGGUCUUAAAUAAAAACGUGUUUUCUAUUUAA
Molecule: messenger RNA, 1564 nt
Organism: Rattus rattus (black rat)
Lineage: Eukaryota; Metazoa; Chordata; Mammalia; Rodentia; Muridae
Exons: 13
Source: RefSeq, a predicted model, not a curated record